This is a messenger RNA of Heterostelium album PN500, 702 nucleotides long. RefSeq names its product V-type proton ATPase subunit E (gene vatE). Gene Ontology annotation, cellular component: proton-transporting two-sector ATPase complex, catalytic domain. Gene Ontology annotation, biological process: proton transmembrane transport. The record is from RefSeq and is a predicted model, not a curated record. Lineage: Eukaryota; Evosea; Eumycetozoa; Acytosteliales; Acytosteliaceae. The transcript has 3 exons. Gene Ontology annotation, molecular function: proton-transporting ATPase activity, rotational mechanism. Bases 1 to 702 code for a protein of 233 amino acids.
AUGGAUGAUUCACAAAUUUCAGCUCAAUUGAAGCAAAUGCAAAACUUCAUUCUCAAUGAAGCCCAAGAUAAAGCCGACGAAAUCAAGGCAAAGGCCACUCAAGAGUUCACCUCUGAGAAGGGUAGAAUCUUCCAAUCUGAGAAAUUAAAGAUCAUCAAGGAUUAUGAAAAGAAGGUUAAGCAAAUUGAAGUACAAAAGAAGAUUAACUUGUCAAAUGAAUUGAACAAGGCACGUUUGUCAGUUUUGAAGGUCAGAGAAGAGUGUCUCCGUGAAGUCGUCAGUGAAGCUCACAAGAAGUUGGCUGUCAUCUCACAAGACAAGGAGAGAUAUGCUGCCGUCUUGAAGAAUUUGAUUCUCCAAGGUUUGAACAAGUUGGGUGAGGACCAAGUUCUCAUUGUUUUCCGUCAAGAGGAUCUCCCAAUCGCUGACAAGGCUUGCUCAGAGGCCGCUGCUGCCUACAAGGCCAAGUCCGGUAAGAGCGUCACCGUCACCGUCGACAAGCAACGUUUCCUCCCACCAGGUCCAAAGGCCGACUCCAAGGGUCCAACCUGUUGCGGUGGUGUCAUUCUCUCUGCCCUCGAAGGUAGAAUCAUCUGUAAGAAUACUUUGGACGCUCGUCUCGAUAUCUGUUUUGACCAAAUGACCCCAAUCGUCAGAACCACCUUGUAUGGUCCAACAGAAUCCAGAAAAUUCUUUGACUAA